AUGUACAGCCCUGGGUAUCACCAGGACUUCUUCCUGGGAAUGCCCUACGCACAGGUUCCUGACCGAUUUGCGGUUGCAACUGGUCUUCGCACGUCGUGGGAUGGCGUCCACAAUGCCACGAAAUACCCAGCCACUGCUGUCAAGAUUGGACGUCCCAUUAUCGGCAUCAGCUUGAACUAUCGUCUUUCGGCCUUUGGAUUCCUAUCUGGUAGAGAAGCAAUGGAGUCGGGAGUUACGAAUAUCGGCUUCAAAGACCAGCGUUUGGCUCUACAAUGGGUCCAUGAAAACAUCGAGGCCUUUGGCGGCUCGCCGGACAAGGUGACCAUAUUUGGUGAAAGUGCGGGUGCAGAAAGCGUCUCGGCACAAGUACUUGCCUACAACGGACGAGACGACAAGCUAUUCCGCGGAGCUGUCGGCCAAUCCGGGUUUGGUGCCGUCAUCAAGAGGAGACCGUACAACGGAGGCUUGAACGACACAGAGCUGCAGCAAGCCACCUACGACCAACUCGUCCGAAACACAUCCUGCGCGAGCCAUGUUGGCACUCCCGAGUCGUUGGAUUGUCUUCGAAAGGCCCCCUUCGAGGAGGUCAACCGAGCUCUGAACGUCUCGCAAGUCGGACCAUGGGUCCCCGUUCUGGACCAUGACUUCCUGCACGACUAUCCCACAAACCAGCUACGCAAGGGCAACUUCGUCAAGGUUCCACUGCUGGUCGGUGUCACCACUGAUGAGGGUGGUGGUUUCGUGACCGAUUCGACAAACUCGGAUGAAGACGUGCGAGAAGCCCUCAGGGCGCAGCUCAUAUCGAACAACACGGCAGAGAACGUCGACCAGCUGCUGAAAGAGCUGAUGUACUUGUACCCGAACCCAGGUGAUGCGGGCAGCCCGAAUCUGGGGUCGCAAUAUAGGCGCAUGGCAGCUAUUGUCGGGGACAUGACAUUUCAUUUCUCUAGAAGGCGGGCCAAUUUCGCCUGGUUCGAGCAUGGAGUGCCGAGCUAUGCUUACCGCUUCAACGUGCUUGUCAACGGGCACCGGCACCAUUCGGCUCCGCUCAUUUUCAGGAGGUUGCAUUUGUCUUUCAUAACUGGAACGGCGAGGGGUAAGUCCCUGCACAUAGAAAUGGGCACCCCCCUGUUUUGGGCACCCCAAAAAAAUCACGACCAUUUUCAACACCAUUAA
Hirsutella rhossiliensis is the source of this 1176-nucleotide messenger RNA. Its product is annotated as carboxylesterase family domain-containing protein. The record is from RefSeq and is a predicted model, not a curated record. Bases 1 to 1176 code for a protein of 391 amino acids. The transcript is spliced from 6 exons. NCBI's taxonomy places the organism in Eukaryota, Fungi, Ascomycota, Sordariomycetes, Hypocreales, Ophiocordycipitaceae.